Messenger RNA from Saxophila tyrrhenica, 1842 nucleotides. RefSeq lists its product as uncharacterized. The transcript is spliced from 3 exons. Gene Ontology annotation, biological process: regulation of DNA-templated transcription. NCBI's taxonomy places the organism in Eukaryota, Fungi, Ascomycota, Dothideomycetes, Mycosphaerellales, Extremaceae. The record is from RefSeq and is a predicted model, not a curated record. Gene Ontology annotation, molecular function: DNA-binding transcription factor activity, RNA polymerase II-specific; zinc ion binding. Bases 1 to 1842 code for a protein of 613 amino acids.
AUGGUGCAGGAAGAGUUAUCAUGGCAUGCUGCCGCCUCAGCACACCUACUGGAAGCCCGCAAGAGAAACGGUCGACUCGGAGCCUGCAAGUCGCGGACAGGAUGUUCGACCUGCAAAGCACGACGCAUCAAGUGCGAUGAGACGAAGCCGGAAUGUCAGCGCUGUCAAAAGACUGGACGAAAAUGCGAUGGUUACUCCUCAUCCGCCAGCCCAGCAAAGCGUCAGAAUGAGUCCUCGAUCAACGUCAAGCAACCUCAGUCUCUCCGUAUCAAAGACAAAGACAGACGGAACUUCGACUUCUUCCUGUCGUUUGCGGCGCCCCGACUGGCUGGGACAUUCGACAGGGACUUCUGGUGUGGCUACGUCCUGCAGUUGGCCCAAACUGAGCCCAUCGUCACCGAUUGCAUACUGGCCAUCUCAACACUGUACGAGCACCCUCAAUUUCUUUCCAGCUUCUACAGCAACCCCAGCGGUACUAUGCGGACGCAUGUUUCGAACGGAGGAGAAGAACUGGAUGUCUUCCACGUUGACGCUCUGGUACAUUACAACAAAGCCAUUCGGACGUUCAAGGUGCGGCUAGCAGAGGGCAAGGUGACACCCUCUCUGGCCUUGCUAAGCUGUCUACUGUUUCUCUGCACGGAAAUGAUCCGGGACAACGUCUUUGCUGCGCUCGAGCUGCACACCAGAGGCGCAGACAUGCUUCAGCAGUACGAAGAGGACCUUCGGGGUGAGAAAGGCAGUGGUCUGCUGACCAUGAUCAAACACAUGUUUCGUCGCAUAGGCACACUGGCGCCAGCAUUUGUUCAACGGCGGCUGAUCAGCAUUGACACCGGGACGUCCAAGACGCAAGACCGAGAAGACUUUGCAAACAUGGCGGACGCGCGAGAUGCUCUCUUUACGAUCAUGGGCGACAAUGAUCCUUUCAUUGAGGAUGCGCAUGCAUGGAAAGAGUCGCUUAUCAAGGGCACACCAGAUGACCCACCAUCAAGCGAUGAAGGACUAGGCGGCAACUUGGGAACAAUGUACGGUGUGGUGUUUCGGAUGGUGACCAAGACACCAAAUAAUGUGUUGAAGACAGGACCUCCUGUCUCACCGCUCCCAGAAAUCCACCCACCUUUCUACUCUGAUCCUUAUGAGAGCAACGGUGCGAAAAGCGAUGCUGCGAAUCGGCUUGAACUCAGUCGAACGAAGUGCAGGCUGGCGUCGCCACUUGGUAGCGCCCACGGCCAUGGUGAGCUGAAGAAUCUGUUACGACAACAACUUGAUCUACUCGAGCGCCUCGAUGAGUGGCUCCAGCGCUUCGAUUUGACACUCAAGCGAACACCUACCUUACCAGAGACCGCGAGCUACCUCAUGAUGUACUAUUACUCGACCCUGAUCUGGCUCUCGACACGACUGCAUCUUGCCGAAAGCGUGUUCGACGACUUCACACCUCACUUCCGUCGGCUGGUCGACCAUGCCGCGGUAUACCUAGACGCCAAAGCGAGAGAGCUGCCUGUGUUCACCUUCGAGAUCGGCGCGACACCUCCCUUGUUCUUGGCAGCAGCAAAGUGUCGAGUGCCUUCGAUCCGCCGGCGUGCGCUGGACUUGAUGCGCAAGGCGCCCAAAAAGGAAUGUAUGCACAGCUCAGUGAGCACUUCCGAGUUCGCCCGCCGCUUGAUGGAGAUCGAGGAGGAGGGCCUGGUAUCUUUGGACGAUGCGGUGGUGCCACUGGAAUGCAACAGGAUCCGCGGUCCUGAAUUACUGAAGAACUUGACGACUGGACAGUUCGAGGUCAAGGUCGAAAGGUACUCAGAGGAAAAUGGCUUCUUCCGCAUCGACACUGCCUAUGAUUUGAUGUAA